CCCCUGCAGGAGAGGCUACUCGCACUAAGCUCUUGAUCCCAAGCAUCGCCAUAUUGACGUCCCAACAACGCUGAGAGGUAAUCGUGUUAUUUAAGCACAAUUCGUUGUAUAAUAUGAACUACUGUUGAUCGAUUUACACGCGUGGAGAAGCCGAGAACCAGUUACACAUCCGCGCUGCUAUUCUGCUGCUCGAUCAAAGUGUUUGUGGGCUGUUUUUUCAAGGCGUUGUCAGCCAGUUGCCUCGCCAGCCAGCAGGCUAUUCACUCCCUUAGCAUGUUAGCUUAGCACUUUCUAGCUUUAGGAAAUAUCUUUUUCGAAGCCGGUUGAAAGGGUCCACGUUGAUAAAGACCGGUUUCUCGUUGUUGAGGAUAUUUUGACGGGAGCACAUUAUUCCUCCGUACACAGUCUCACAGCGUGGUCGAGGGCUAGUUGUGACUUUCCAGCCGGCUUUUCCCUCUGUUGAUGAGCUAAUGCUAACUAGCUAGCCGCCGAACCAGCUGCCCGGUUAGCGUGCUAGCUUACUGUUAGCUGCACUUUUACAGGCCUUGGGCCACAGAGGGUUUGCGCGUACGUUCAUCUUUUCAUUAAAUUACUUAGCGGGCAAACUUGCUAGAACUUAACUACUGUUCAGUGCUGUGUGAGCAUUAGUCGAUCGUUUGUGCCUCUGUAACUCAUUUGUUUUACUCUAAACUGCCUAGCUGAAUUGGCCGGAAUACGUGAGCUCACACAGUUUGCUUAAUUUGACAGCAUUGAUUUAAAUCAACCUACUUUCUACCUUUUUAUUUUUUCUUUACAGGAGAUACUGCCUUGGUGUAGCCCCCAGUGAUGACUGUAUUGAACCCUGUACCUCCUGAUUGAACUGUUUGGAUGCCCCCAUUUAACUCUCAGGUUGCUACAUUUCACACGCCAAAACAUUUACAGACAUCAAAUGUUGUGUAUAAAUUUAAAAUUAGCUCUGCCUGUGCCAUUUCACUGGUAACAUAUGCCACCAUUGCUAUAAUGCAGCUUAACCACGAUAAAAAUUAAUUUGAAAUCACUUCAUUUUGAUCAAUAUACAUUAUGAAAUACUUAAAAGCUUAAGGGAUGAAAGGACUGAUUUAACAUCACUCAGAAUUUUUUAUAUAAUAGAAGUCUAACAUUUAAUGUUGCUCUGAUACUGAUGGCUGGAUAUAAGUCGGCUAAUUAUGUGCUUUUAUUUAUGUGUUUGUAGAUUUCUUACCAUAAAGGCAUCUCAGUUGCUCCUGUUCUAAUUCAUCUGUCAUCAUCAUCCUGGAGGAAGCCUCCCAGGUAUUGUGAGGUCUUGUAAUACAUUUACCUCAUAUCACCUGUUUUAGCUGUAUGACAUCCUCAUGCACAAGCAGUUUGAGUUUACAGUAGUUUACUUUUUUUUAUUGAAAGGAUGUUUUUUUCUAGUUGGUUUCUGGUUUAUUUUUUAUAUGUUUUGACACAACUUAUUGAUUGUGGUUUUCUUGUCACAUUUUUCAGGGGAUAUAGAGAAGAUCUUGUGUAGAAUAUGUCUGGCCCUGUUCCAAGUCGUUCUCGAGUUUACCCUGAUGUAAACACACAGAGACCUCGAGAAUACUGGGACUAUGAGUCCCAUGUUGUAGAAUGGGGGUAAGUGGACCUUUUUCUUGUUUUGAUUGAUUGAGAUUGUUCAAUCAAAUAUCAAAUCAAAUCAAAUUCAAUCAAAUAUACAUACAGUACAAUUUUAGACAAGAAAUUCCUUAUUCUUUGGAGAUCAAAAAGGAGUAGGUUAAAGCUAUUUAGCUUAUAUGUACCUACCCUCAUUCCUUCCUAUUUGUUUACCCUUUACAUGUCUUUAGAAAUUUCUGAUGUUGCCAAAAAGUAACCAAAGCUCCAAAGUCUAACAUGAACAUAUAACUAAUCAUUAAUACUAAAACAAAGACCUUAUAUAUUCACAUCCAUACCUAUAUACACUUUAUAUAUAUAUACCUAGAAUACUUCAAAUCUCUCAUGUGUACCAUACCCAUGUACAAGAUAGUAAGUGUGGCAAAACGAAAAUCACUUUUGUAUGUAUUUUUCAAUCAUACUCUGCUUCAAUUUACUUUUAAUUUUGGUUUUACUUUGUUUGGUAAUAUAUGUCUGCAUUAAUAAUUUUGUAUUUCCAAAUAGGAACCAAGAUGACUAUCAGCUUGUCAGAAAACUAGGGAGAGGAAAAUAUAGUGAAGUGUUUGAAGCCAUAAACAUCACAAACAACGAGAAAGUGGUCGUCAAAAUACUCAAGGUACGGAAUCAAUCAAUUUAUCAGUUUGUAUGGCAAACACCUUGCUGUAAACAAGAUUGGAAAUUGGAUAUAUAAGUGAAGAUUUUUUAUGUAUGUCUAAAACAUCUGUCCACAGCCUGUCAAGAAAAAGAAAAUCAAGAGAGAAAUAAAGAUCCUGGAGAAUUUGAGGGGUGGCCCUAAUAUCAUCUCACUGUUAGAUAUCGUCAAGGAUCCUGUGGUAAUUUGAUUAUCUUUUGUUGAUGAUUAUACCGUUGGACUUCUUAAUGCAAAAACAUAAAUAUAUUCCCUUUUUUUUGUAGUCCCGAACCCCUGCUUUGGUCUUUGAACAUGUGAACAACACAGACUUCAAGGUAAAGAUCUGCUCUUUUUGAUGCAAAAAGACACUAAAACCAAACAGUUUCCCCCCGUCAUGGCUCAUACAUUUUUCUUACUUUUGCAGCAAUUGUAUCAAACCCUAUCAGACUUCGACAUACGGUUCUACAUGUACGAAAUCUUAAAGGUAAGGCUUGGCUAAUGUCACUCUUAAUUUAUAACACAUUGAGCAUUUUGAGCAUACUCUGGAUGUGAUUUUUCUGUUGUUUUUGAUUCAAUAGGCCCUGGAUUACUGCCACAGUAUGGGGAUAAUGCACAGAGAUGUCAAGCCACACAAUGUCAUGAUAGACCAUGAACACAGAAAGGUAUUAUCUCACAUGACUAUUUGCUUACAUGUUUUUUUUUUGUGCUGUAACUUGGCUCAUCAAAUUUUCUUUAAAUGCAUUCAACCUGAUUUUUCUCCAUUAAAGCUUCGUCUAAUCGACUGGGGUUUGGCAGAGUUCUACCACCCAAACCAGGAGUACAACGUGAGAGUGGCAUCCAGGUACUUCAAAGGACCUGAGCUGCUGGUAGACUACCAGGUGAGGCUUUUGUACUGUUUCCUGACAUGUUUCCAUGCUAGUUACAACUUGGUGAAAGGAUAAUUCAGUUCCUCCCUCUCCGUGUCAUUUAAAGAUGUAUGACUACAGCUUGGACAUGUGGAGUUUGGGUUGCAUGCUUGCAAGCAUGAUCUUCAGAAAGGAACCUUUCUUUCAUGGUCAUGACAACUACGAUCAGGUAUGUAAAAUCAAUGUUAGUGGUUUCUAGAUGAACUCUGGCAAACCACUCUCUUUAUACUCCCAGACACAACAGCUCUGCUGGUGAAAAUUAGAUUUUUAUAUUGUGAGGGUACAAGGACAUUUUUUGUUACAUUUUUUCAGUUUAGUCUUAAGAGAAACAAACAAAAAAAGGAAAAAAUAUGAAGUAGUUCAAGGACUUGACCAGUGGACACAGACUUUAACUUGUCAAGCUCACUGAUGGAGUCAUGUGCUGCAGAUUUUUUCUGUUGGUCAUCUGUUGAAUUGAACACGUCAUUUUCAGCAUAAGUGGUGGCUUUUGGAGCCAUCUGUAAGCCUGGUAGACUGUUAAUUGUUUUUUUUUUUCAUCAAAAUAAAACCAAAUUAGACCUGGAAUAGUUGGCUUCCAUCAUAUAAACAAUGACCCUGAUAAAUAUGAACAAUAAAACAAAGGUAGCUUGACUAGUUCAAGAAUACUGGCUGCUUCAGAUACUUUGUGAUUUUAGGUAUGGUUCAAUGUUAAUGUUUUUGUCAUUUCCAUCAUUUUUCAUGAUUCACCUCAUGCCAUGUGCCACUACCCUGUUGCCUCCUUCACUUAAACUUCGUUUUUUUGUAUAUUUAUAGAAAAAAAAUCAACCUUUUCAUCAUAAAAUCUAAAUUUUGUGUCUUGCAACCUGCAGCUUGUGCGAAUCGCAAAAGUACUCGGCACUGAGGACCUGUACGACUACAUUGACAAGUACAACAUUGAACUGGAUCCUCGGUUCAAUGACAUUCUUGGAAGGUAAACAGUCAAACUUACAAAAAAAAAUUGUAGUAGACUUUUCUCUUGGAUAAUGGUAAGAAGCAUAUAUUGAACAUUACUCUAAUUGUGAAUUCCCUGUAUUGACUAUUGGCCCUUGCUUUGUCCUCAGACACUCUCGCAAAAGGUGGGAGAGGUUUGUGCACAGUGAGAACCAGCACCUGGUCAGCACAGAGGCUCUAGACUUCCUUGACAAACUGCUGCGCUAUGACCAUCAAGCCCGCCUCACAGCCAGAGAGGCCAUGGAUCAUCCCUACUUCUGUUAGUGUACUCUCCUUAUUUUUAUCACCCAUUUUGCAUCUCUUUAGUAUUUGCAUGAGUAAACUGCUACAAGCCCAAAUUUGAGUGUGCUAUGUAAAGUUGCUUGGUUACUUAAACAUGACUUGCAUUCGUGAGGUGCUCAAAUCCACUUUUGUUCUCAGAUCCCAUCGUGAAAGAUCAGGGAAGAGGGGCCACUCCUGGAGGCAUGGCUGCAAGCUCCACACCAGUCAGUUCCUCAAGUAUGAUGGCUGGUAAGUGACCCUGCUUUAGUCUACAAUUUCAGAUUCUCUUAUCAACCUUACUGUAAAGUUAUAUCCAAUAUGAAGUACUCUGGCUAGCCUCACCAGAUACAUUUCCAAAUGUCCACAAGUCUGGGACCACUCAGUCCCUUUUCUUUCACGUGUUAGGCCUAGAGACAAAUCAGAUAAAAUGGAACACUGUUAUGUUCAAACGUUAUGUAUGACCUGAUUUAGGAGGAACUUUGCAUAUCUCGAUAACAAAACAGUCCAACAUUUUGAAAAUGGACCGGUAAAAGAGAGAUAUGGUCAGAUUAUAUGAAUAUGGAUUCAGUUCAAAACAUAAUUUGACUGCUUCUUUGGUAGCAAUCAAAGUUAUAACUGUCAAUCAAAAUUAUCAUGACAUAAGAUCAUGUAAAUAUGACCCAUUUCCCCUACGAUGAAUAACUCGCCCUCUUGUGUUUCCCAGGCAUCACCUCAAUGUCCUCCUCACAGCCACUGGCUAACAUUGCUGGAUCACCCGUCAUCUCUGCUCCUAACACUCUGGCCACACAAGUCCCUGCAGCCACUGGGGCCCAACCCUGAAGCCACUUCCUUACCUGUGUUUCUGUGUGCUCAUGGCCGUGUCCUGCCUAGCUGUCACUGCGGCCGGGGCCAUGGCUUCCCUUUUUAUGUUGAGAAAUAACAAAGACGAAGAUAAAAUUGCUUUUCACAUUCAGUUAUAUUUUGACACCUGGACUUGACAGAAAUGUAUUGUUGCACCUGUCAGGAUUAUUAGAAUAAAUUUGGGUGUGUUAUUUGACAAUGCCAUUGUCUAGAAAUUCUAAUAAGAUGUAGACAUGAAGAGAAUGGAUAAUAAAAUUUAUUUUGUAUGUUCCAAAUAUACAGUCUUGCUUGAAACUGUUUGAUGGGGAUCCUGCUGUAUUACACUGUGAACCUUUACACGACUUCACAUAACAGAGUCAGGAAUCUGGUGUGCCCCACCUUACAGUGCCCGCUGGUUGCACACGAUGUAAUGUGCAGGAGUUGUUGGUGUUUUGAAGUUGUUAGAUGCUAUAAUUCUUUAAUUGGACUUUUGUAGAUAUUCUACAGUUACUGUCAGGUUGCAUGCACCCAAUGCUGAAUAUCACAGGGUCAAUAGUUUGCCAAUUUUAUGUUACUUUCACUUCUAUAUGUGUAUGUAUGUGUUCAUGUUUGUUUUUUAUGAAGUCUCUUACACAUGAUUUUGAUUACAUAGACAAUUUUGUAACUUUUGUUUUCUGUUGGGAGGAGUCAUCACCUACAAAAACAACUUCAAAAAUAAACAAUUUAAACAGGGGUGUGCAGCCACUACAUGUUAUUGAGUAUACCAUCUGCUGACUGGUUGCAUUGAUAAUAUGUGAGUGAAUUUAAGGCAGACCAUUACACUGUAUAUCUCCAAAAAAACUGAAUUCUACGGCUUCUUAGCCCUGAGUUCAUUCAGCUAUAUCCCAGACACACACUCGCGCUAACUUUGGAAAUACGAAACAACUGUGUUAAAAUUUCUACUGUGCAGUGAAGUAAGUAAAAAUUUGAGAGGAGCUGUGAGCUAAAACACGGCACACUUCGUUGACCACCAUAUCAGUGGGAUGGAAGAUUCAUGCUGAAAAGCUGCCACAAAUCAGACAGUACCCUACAUGACCCGAGUUGUCCUCAGACAUUUAAAGUAAAUAAAACGUUAUCUAUUUUUUAAGAGGUCAAAGGUCAGACACAUCAGACAAAUACAACAAAAGUUACCCAUGUACGCUUCUUUAAAUGACAUGUACUGACUACUACACCCACAAAAAACAUCACAGUCCCUCUGCUCCACUCACUCACACCUCCUCUUCACUCCCAGAACCAAAUUAAGGACAAUGGAAGAUAGGGCCUUCUGUGCUGCUGCCCCACACCCUCCCUGACACCCUGAGGGCACCACAACCCACUAACAGUUUUAAAAAAGGACUCAAAACCUUCCCUUUUAGCAGAACUUUUGGUCCCUCAUCAUAGAUUCUUAUCUUGCUUUUAGUCUUUUAAUAAGAUUUUUUUUUUAAAUCCAAUAUCCUGUUUUUGUAUUCCUUUACUGUAAAAUGUCUUUGCUUUCAAGAUGUAGCCCUUUAAGGUUGCUCGAUCCAAAGGGC
Molecule: messenger RNA, 6764 nt
Organism: Xyrichtys novacula (pearly razorfish)
Lineage: Eukaryota; Metazoa; Chordata; Actinopteri; Labriformes; Labridae
Source: the annotation of a GenBank genome assembly